AUUAAUAUGUGAUUAUAGUGUACGAGAUCACGUGUUGCUUAUCUUGCCACCCACCCAGCUAGUGCUGCCAUCUGCCUGGUGGUGUUUACAGAUAUCACGGGGUAAUCACUCCCGUGCCUUAUCGAGUCGCUGUGGUGUACUGUUCAGUGUAUGGUAAUACUUUCAGAAGACUCGGCGAGCCCAGAGAAACAAGGGUGGGCCAUCGAAUAACAAGUAGGAGUGGUUGUCCAUCCCAGUGCUGCCAAGCCAAAUCACUUCCGUGAAGCAUGAAUUGUGGCCUUCAUCAGAAUGUCAGAUAAGUGUUGUAAAUUCAAUCGUGACAGAGUGAACAACUUUCUUGAAGUGGGCAGACAGGAUGUGUUGUUCAGUAUAUUUACCUGGGGGACACCUAAUAAAUCUGAUGCAACACCUCUAGAUCAAUACUUGAAACAAUUGCCACCAAGCUCGACAGCAAAUUUUCCAAAGCUUUCCUGUAAGCAGAGGAGCUUCAGUAAUAUAGAACUCCAUCAAAUUCAAAGCGACAGUACUUGUGCCACUUUCGAUAUUUCCUUCCUCUAUAAGGCUAUUAAGCUAGCGUGUGAAAACGUGGGAGACUACAAUGAUGAGAGUGUUUGGAAGACUCCUAGUAAUAUUAUGGAAUAUUACAUCACCGCCAUUAAAGAUGAGCGCAAUAACUCUAUGCAUGGUAUGCGAGACAUUACCACCCAAGAAUUUCUGAACACGGCCGCCAAACUGAGGACGCUCUUCCACGAGGCUCUCAGAACUGCAAAGAUGAGGUACAAAAUAUCCGAUGCAGAGCUUAACGGCAAAAUCAAGAACAUAAACGAUAAACUUGAUAAAGCAAUGCUUGAAGUUCUUGGGGAGGAGGAUCUUUUGUCUUUCUACAUUGCCCAGUUAAGACAAGACCUCAUACAGGAGACCAAUAAAGUACUGAGGAAACACUUUUUGAAUUCCCUCAAUAUUGAUCCGAUGUCUUUCUUAACCGACACUAAACUAAAACUUCAUGUAGAAAAAGUGUUCACGGAGAUAAUAGUGACUCGAGCAUCCACAGGUGUAAGACGAUAUCUGAGGUACGAAAAUCUUAUCAAAGACGCCCGGUCUGGGCCUGAAUCAUCUCAGCCACAGAUACUGCUCGUGGAGGGCAUAGCAGGAAGCGGAAAGACUACAUUUGUCACAUUGGUGACUGGUGAGUGGUUGAAAGACAGCAAAGAUCGCAUAGUUACUGGCCUGGACUACUAUGAUCUUCUGCUGCGUAUCCAGUGUCGGGAGAGGAAAAUCACUUCUCUGAACUGCCUUCUUAAGAACGAGGUGCCGGAUGUGUUCCUGAAAUUCCGCACUCUCAUUCUGCCUCUUAUCAAGAAUUGCAAAAUUUUAAUUCUUGUAGAUGGACUCGAUGAGUCAAAUGAAGAUUCAGAGAAACUCAUUGAUGACAUCCUAACUCAGAUGAAAACUGUAAAGGGAUGCACUCUAAUGUUUACAUCUAGGCCUGAAGGUGUUACUAGCUUCAAAAAUAAAAUCCCUCUGGAUUAUCAAGUGUCAUACGUAAAACUUAUUGGUAUUCCUGAAGCAUGCCGUGUGGCCUUCGUUCGUCGAUAUCAUGAGGAAAUCAAACACCAAAUCGGUGACACUCAGAACACUGAAAAACUAGUGGAAAAUGUCCAGCAAGUGUUAGAGAAAGAACAUUUCAGACUUCCCUUAAAUAUGGUGUUUCUCACUUGGGUUUACAUCUACGAUCCCUGUGCCAUCACCACCACUACCACCCAGACACAGCUUUACCACAACACUUAUCAGCUGUGUCUGCAAAAACUAUUAAAUAGACUUGCUUGUAACACGAUUACACGCAAUUCUGACCGACAAACUCUUGAAACCGACCUAAAACAACCGAUGGGAGCAAUCCAAAAGGAAUCCCUUUUGGCACUGUGGCGCUCUCGGGUGACCUUCGACCAUGAGGCUGAAGUUCGUAUUCGCAAUUCUUGCUUAAAGCAGAAUAUUCCGCCGAACGAGUUACUUUCGGCCUUUCUCACUCUGAAGGCCAACAGAACACAUCUAGGAACAAUUAUACAGUAUUCCGCACCUCAUAAGGGGUUGCAAGAAUUUUACGCAGCGAUGCACAUUGCCACUCAUCCCAAAUUAAAAACAUCCUCAGCCAGCAUCAGAAGUGUCUUACAAGAAACCCUUGGAAAAUUAGAUGAAAACCUGGGACGAAUACAAAACGUGUUGUACCAUGUUGCUGGGAUGCUCCACCUCCCACCAAAUACAGUGUCUGAGACAAUAACAAACGAGGUGUUGGAUAUGCUGUUUGACUCCGGCAUGAAUGUAAGGGAAAAAUGGCUAGAUCUUGUGGAAGAUACUAGAGGUAAUAUUGCUGUACUGCAUCGAGUAGCUCCUUACUUUGUUGCUAGUAUUCCUGAAAGGUACAUGAUUGAGCAAUUAGAGGAAAAGUUAGUGGGACAGAAGGAGAAGGAAGAACAGAAGCGGCAAGAAGAAGAGAGGAAAAAGAAAGAGGAGGAAGAAGAAAGGGAAGAGGAGAUGAGAAAAAAAGAGUUGGAAGAGAAGACUGGGAAUAAGAAGAUGGAAGUAAAAGAAGAGCAUAUAAAUGUGAACAAGAAGAAGGAGGAGCAGGAAAAGGAAAUGAAGGAGAGGAAAGAGGAGAAAGGGAAGAAAAAGGAAAACAUAGAAGAAAUGGAAAUGAAAGAAGACAAUUAUUAUGUAAAAGAAGAUGGGAUGAAAAAGAAAACAAUGGAGGAAAGUUACAGUGACAAAGACGGCAACAUUCUUCCAGUGCUGAUAGGUGACAUUCGUCUUGAGAGACUUAUUGCCCUACUGCCCCUCUUGCCACCCUGUGACGUAUGUAUAGAAUUCGAAAAAGACCCUGGACUCCACAUGGAAAGCUUGCUAAGCGCCAUCAGCCGUCAUACGUGUAUCUCGGUGACAGUGAUGUCUCACUUCAAGGAACCAGAUCCUGCUGUCAACUCCGACUAUCUCAUGAGACAGGUGUUACCGAGAUGUCAGCUGGAAGGAUUCAUUGGUAACCUAACUGAUAACAGCAUAAGACUACUUCCUCCUAGCCUACAAACCCUGUCCUUGGCUGUUACAGGGGAUGACCACAUAGCUGGUAUCCUGAGUGCUCUACACUUUCACAAACUGCCUUCUCUGCUGGAUUUUCGUAUCCAUGUUCCAGUGGCCAAAGUGACGUCCUCAUCCCUAAACCCUGUGUUAGUCGGCGGUGAAGAUAAGACUAUCAAAAUAUUUCUCUUUCUUUCUGGCGUCAACGACCAGCUGAUCGAGGAAGCGUGUCGUGUGGUUAAGGCUCUGCAGUGCCGCACAGGGUACGAGGCAAUAAUAUUUCCGCGAGCUUCAGCGUCGUGCGGAGGAUGGAGAAAGCUGCUGGAAAGUUUGGCUGAGAAAGGCGUCAGAGUGAAUGGUAGUGUGUUCGUGACGGGUAACAAUGAAACUGAAGAAAUAUGUGAAGAUGAUCAACUGAACAUUCUCGCUACAGCCAGGCUUGGCUGUGAAUUUGGAAGAGCAGAUGAUCAAAACCUUUGGCUUUUUUGAAGGAGACUUACCUGUCAAUGUGAAUCUGUUCCUGAAUUGACUUACCAGAUGACUCUUCAUUUAAAAUAUCAGUAUAAUGUCUUCAUAUUUUUGUACUAAAAUUGCACAUUACUAGAUUUUCAAACUAUGCAGUGUGUCCUGUAAGUGUCGUCGAGCGUAAACGCAAUCAUAAGUAUGAGAAGUCAGGCGGAGCUAGACGCAUCGCGAUGUUCAGCCGCUUAGCGUGGGGUUUGAUGGGAAGCGUUUUUUUGGAACGGGAGGGAUUUCGGCGCGGAACACGGACACUUGAGGCGUUGUUUUAGAGGUUUGGAUUGUGUGGCUUUGUUUGCAUAGCAUAGGGUUGCCAUACGUCCGGAUUUUCCCGGACAUAUCCGGAAAUCAGAUAACGAAAUCUGCGUCCGGGAGGAUUUUUGAAAAUCCCUCAAAUGUCCGGAAUUUCAUCUUCCAUCAUUACUAACUGUUAAAAAAUCACAUUUAUUAAAUUUCCUUGGGUUGAAAUGAUGGGAGAGAGAGAGAGAAAGGGGUUCACCGAGUGGCAGCUGCUUUGGUUUGGUUUCGGUCAAGACUCUGACGUGUAUGGGUCCUGUAUGAAGUCGGUGCUCGCAGCCUUCCCAACGCCGCCUCACUUGACGUCGCGCUCGCGCCCCAGUCUUUCACCAGCUCUGGUAGGGAUCAGUUUGGAUUACUGUUUGCGGCCUUGUGACCUCGUCAUUACAACUAUUACUUGUUCUUGUCAAGAUGCCCAAACGAAAGUGUAAAUUCACUGCAGAGAUGCAGAACAAACUCCCGUGCUUCAAAAGAGGCAGGGAUGAGUGGGAAGCCGAGUGUUUGGUGUGUAAACUAGGAACAUUUGUCUCACUGGCACAUAGAGGCAUUAAUGACUUACAGUCACAUGUGAGCUCUGAGAAACAUAAGAGAGCAGUGCAAGAAGAGGGUUCAUCAAUGAAGAUGACACAUUAUUUUGUUAAACCAGGAAGUGAAACUGAAGAUAUUAAUGCUGCAGAAGGUGCUUAUGCAUUUCACACUGUCAAACAUCACGGUAGUUUCUUAUCCAUAGAUUGUUCAUCUGUUUUGCUGAAAAAAAAACUUUUCUUGAUUCUGAAGUGGCAAAGUUUUCUAGUGCUCAAACAAAGACAGCAGCUAUUAUAAAAGCUGUGCUUGCACCUCAUUCUGUUGAUGUUGCCUUAAAAAGCCUAAAAGAAAAUGAAGUAGUAUACUGUGGAAUUGCUACAGAUGGUAGUAAUCACGAUGCAUUAAAGCUGUUUCCUGUAAUUAUUCAGUACUUUGACUGGAAGAAUGGUGGUUUGCAGUCAAAACUGAUUGAGUUUAAGAACACCCCAAAUGAGACUGCAGACACUAUUGCCAAAUAUGCGAAAGAAACCCUAGAUAAACAUGGGCUUACUAAAAAAGUGUGUGGCAUUUACAGGUGACAACUGCAAUACAAUGUUUGGAGGACUCAAGCGUAACGAAGAAGGGAAUAAUGUGUUUGCACAUCUGAAGAUGUUGGAAAAGUCAUUGAUUGGAGUAGGUUGCCCAGCACAUAUUCUGAAUAACUGUGUUCAUCAUGGAGCAGAAAGAAUGGAGAUCGAUAUUGAAAAUAUUAUCAAUAAGAUUUAUCAGUAUUUUCAUAUCUACACAGUUCGCUCUGAAAAACUAAAGGAGUAUUUUGAAUUUGCUGAGGUUGAGUACAGGAAACUUCUCUCUCAUGGUAAGAGUCGUUGGCUGUCACUAUUUCCUGGCAUCACAAGGCUGAUAGAGAUGUUUCCUGCUCUUAAGUCCUUCUUUUCUUUCACAAGAGCAACCACCAACAGUAAUAAAAAAAUUCUUUGAAAAUGAAAUGAGUGAGAUUUACCUCUGGCACAUGCACUCUAUAAUGGCUGUAUUUCACACACACAUUCAAACAAUUGAAAAGGAAAGUAACUCUGUUGUAGAAGUGCUGACAAAUUUGGAGUCUGUGUGUAAAGUACUUGCAGAAAGAAAGAACCAGCAUUUCAUGUCUAAAAGUUAAAGGACUAAUUGCUCAGAAGCGCACAGAAGGAAAAGAAGAAGAGUGUAACAGGUUCUGUGUUGAAGUAGUUAACCUGUACAACAGAUGCUCGGAGUACUUAGCUAAGUGGAUGAAACCACUGGAACAGUUCUCUUGUUUCAAGUGGAUGGUCUUGAGUGAAAUGCCAAACUGGACUGAUGUGGAACCUUGUGUUGUAUACUUGAUAGACAAGGGAAUAGAGCUUGAUGAUGUAAAGUGCUUUGACCAAGUCUGUAACUUGAGGCAGUUUGUAGAAAGGAACAAGAUUGAUGAAGACUUCAGUAAAUUACCAGCACAUAAAAAAUGGACCAGAUACUUUGAAGCAUCAAAGAAUAUUGAAUGCCACUCAGAACUGCUCAGAAUUGCACAUUUUUUUUUUUUUUUUUUUUUUGCUGUAACAUCCCACAAUGCUAAUGUGGAGCGAGUCUUUUCGCUGAUGCAAAGUCAGUGGACGAAGGAAAGGAACAAGCUGAGUGUUGAUACAAUGAAAGGUAUUCUGACUGUACAGUACAAGUACCGAGAGACCUCUUGCGUUGACUUCUUCAACUUUUUAAAGUCCAACAAGGAACUACUUAAAAAUAUAAGAUCUACAGAAAAAUAUGCAUCGGCACAUCAAGUAACACACGCAGUGGUUGAAGAAGAGUUAGAAGACAGCAACUAAGCUAAGUGGAAAAACGGAAUUCAAGAUUAUCAGCCAUAUAUAUGCAAAGGUAAAUAAGUUGAGUUUCUUUUAAUUAAUUUACAUGUUUUCCAGUAUCAUAUCAGGACCAUAAUCAAGUGUUAGUGAAGGUGUCCGGAAUUUUGAUAGUUCAUAUAUGGCAACCCUAGCAUAGCAGGUAUGUGAUAGUUAGUGUAUUUCAGUGUGAAGAUAUUGUUGGUCAAAGUGUUGGAUGUUAAUGAAAUGUAGGGGGCGGGAGAGAGGAUGAUUAGAGUGCACCAUGGGUGUACUGCAGGAAUUUCACGGUGAUGCUUAAGGACCGUAGCCGCAGCCGUCUUCACCAGUGUGGUGAUGCUUAAGGACCGUAGCCGCAGCCGUCUUCACCAGUGUGUGCCUGUCUACUGGAGGAGUGGUGUAGUGUGUGGCCAAUAUAUAUAUAUAUAUAUAUAUAUAUAUAUAUAUAUAUAUAUAUAUAUAUAUAUAUA
This is a messenger RNA of Scylla paramamosain (green mud crab), 6724 nucleotides long. RefSeq lists its product as uncharacterized. The coding region runs from base 289 to 3555 and encodes 1088 amino acids. Lineage: Eukaryota; Metazoa; Arthropoda; Malacostraca; Decapoda; Portunidae. The transcript has 7 exons. The record is from RefSeq and is a predicted model, not a curated record.